GUUGCCCCGCCCUCCCUCGGCGCGCGCCGGCGUCGGCUGCGUCUCCGGGCAUUUGAAUUGCGCUUCCGCCAUCUUUCCAGCCCUCAGUCAGACGGGCCGGAGACGCUUCUGGAAGCACCAGCGCGAUGGCUGCCCAGGGAGAGCCUCAAGUCCAGUUCAAACUCGUGUUGGUUGGCGAUGGGGGUACCGGGAAGACUACGUUCGUGAAACGUCAUCUGACCGGUGAAUUUGAGAAGAAGUAUGUAGCCACCUUGGGUGUGGAGGUCCAUCCCCUCGUGUUCCACACAAACAGAGGGCCCAUCAAGUUCAACGUGUGGGACACGGCCGGGCAGGAGAAGUUCGGGGGGCUCAGAGACGGCUAUUACAUCCAAGCCCAGUGUGCCAUUAUAAUGUUUGAUGUCACAUCACGGGUUACUUACAAGAAUGUGCCUAACUGGCAUCGAGAUCUGGUACGAGUGUGUGAAAACAUCCCCAUUGUGCUGUGUGGCAACAAAGUGGACAUUAAGGAUAGAAAAGUUAAGGCAAAAUCUAUUGUCUUUCACCGAAAGAAGAACCUUCAGUACUAUGACAUUUCUGCCAAAAGUAACUACAACUUUGAAAAGCCCUUCCUGUGGCUUGCGAGAAAACUAAUCGGAGACCCUAACUUGGAGUUUGUCGCCAUGCCCGCUCUCGCCCCGCCAGAGGUGGUCAUGGACCCGGCGUUGGCAGCGCAGUACGAGCACGAUCUAGAGGUUGCUCAGACGACUGCUCUCCCGGACGAGGACGACGACCUGUGAGAGCGGCUGGAGCCGGCGUCAGAAGUCUAGUUUUAUAGGCAGCUGUCUGUGAUGGCAGCGGUGCGGCGUGUUUGCCACUUUAUUACCUAGCUGAGCAGAACGUGUGCUUCGUCUUGGGGAUGCUGAACGAAGGAGACGGAUGGGCUUUGGAGUGAAUGUGGCAGUUGAAAAAGUACCUUCAUUUUUUGGACCUGCGUAUUUAGCUGUUUCGGAGCGCAGUUGUUUCCUUCCUGAGUUUCAAAUAUAAGACUGCUAUGGUCACAGUAUCCAGUGGUGAAAUUCAUUGUCACUGUCCUUCCCAUUCCUUUUCGUUUAGAAUCAGAAUAAAGUUGUAUUUCAAAUAUCUAA
Felis catus (domestic cat) is the source of this 1124-nucleotide messenger RNA. It is a transcript of the gene RAN, whose product is annotated as RAN, member RAS oncogene family. Gene Ontology annotation, molecular function: GTP binding; GTPase activity. Gene Ontology annotation, biological process: protein import into nucleus; ribosomal subunit export from nucleus. Bases 126 to 776 code for a protein of 216 amino acids. The record is from RefSeq and is a predicted model, not a curated record. The transcript has 7 exons. Gene Ontology annotation, cellular component: cytoplasm; nucleus. Lineage: Eukaryota; Metazoa; Chordata; Mammalia; Carnivora; Felidae.